UGCUAACUCGUUCACCGAUUCACUUUCUUUAGUCUCUCACCUGCAGCAUAGAAAAUUCAUCAUAAUCAAAAGCCCUAGUAGUCCCGAAAUCUAUAGAGACCUGAGAGAAGAGAAAUGGCGAAGUUUAUCUUCGGUAGAACGAAAGAUAUUGCAAAUCGUUCAAACAAAUACCUAGAAGAAGCACUAUUUAGGAGAGUAUUCCAGAAAGGUAGCGAAGUACGUAGUGUAAGAACAGAGUUGAAUCAAUAUCUCAAAUCUCGAAAAAGAGUCUUUAAAUGGGAAGUUGGGGAUACUAUCAAAGAACUUCGUCACCGUAAACUCUAUGGCCCUGCUCUCAAGCUUUCAGAAGCUAUGGUUAAAAGGGGCAUGGGUAUGACAGUCAGCGACCAAGCUAUCCACCUUGAUAUCAUAGCUAAAUCCAAAGGUAUCACUGCUGCCGAAACUUACUUUGCGGAUCUUCCUGAAGCUUCAAAGAAUCAUCUUUGUUAUGGUGCUCUUCUCAAUUGUUAUUGUAAGGAACUGAUGACAGAAAAAGCAGAAGGCCUCAUGGAAAAGAUGAAGGAAUUGAAGUUUAAUACAAGUUCCAUGGCUUACAACAGCCUAAUGACCCUUUAUACAAAAACUGGAGAUCCUGAGAAGGUCCCAGCAGUCAUACAAGAGAUGAAGUCCAGUGAUGUAACUCCAGAUUCAUAUACUUAUAAUGUCUGGAUGAGGGCUCUAGCAGCUUCCAAUGAUAUAUCUGGGGUUGAGAGGGUUUAUGAAGAGAUGAAAAGGGAUGGAAAAGUUAUUGGAGAUUGGACCAAUUACAGCAAUUUAGCAACCAUCUAUGUUAAUGCUGGCUUGUUUGAGAAGGCAGAGGAAGCACUCAAGGAGCUCGAGAAGAGAAGCGACAAAAGUCUUAAUGCAUAUAAGUUCCUCAUCACAUUGUAUGGGCGCACUGGAAAUCUGCUGGAAGUUUACCGAGUUUGGCGCUCUUUGAGGCUAGAGUUCCGAAAAACACCAAAUAUUAGUUAUCUGAAUAUGAUUCAGGUUUUAGUCGACUUGAAAGAUAUAUCUGGCGCUGAAAAAACUUUCCGGGAAUGGUUAUCCGGGAAUCCAACUUAUGAUAUCCGCAUCGCAAAUGUCUUAAUUGGAGCUUAUGCGAAAGAAGGUAAGCUGGAGAAAGCUGAGGAACUCAAGGAACUAGCAAGGAGGAAUGGAGCAAAGGCUAAUGUCAGGACUUGGGAGAUUUUCCGUGAUUAUCAUUUGAAGAACGGGGACAUGAAUUCUGCUGUUAUUUGUGUUACCAAUGCAAUGCAACAGGGCCGAGGGGAUGGAAGCAAGUGGAUUCCAUCCAAGGAGGUAGUUCAGACCCUGAUGUCUCAUUUCGAGCAGAAUCGAGAUGUUGAUGGUGCAGAAGUGUUUAUUGAGAAUCUAAUGAAGGUUGAGGAUGAAUUAGAAGCAGAGGUAUUUGAGUCUCUGAUACGGACGUAUGCGGCUGCUGGUAAGACCAGUCAAUCGAUUCGUCGCCGGUUAAAGAUGGAGAACGUCGAGGUGAAUGAAGAAUCUAAGAAAUUGCUUGACAUAGUGUGUGUUGAAGAAUAAGCUUAUCGAGGAAGAAACAGGUGGAUAGAUAGAUAGAGAGCGAUCCUUAAUGACCUCAUCCCUUCAUUUUGAGUUUCAGUUUUAUUUUGGGUUCUUGUUAAUUAUGGAAAGUUGCAAAAGCGGGUUUCUUUGGAUUUUGUCAGUUGACAUUUCAAUGCUGGUAAUAUGUCCAGAUUUAGGCCAUUCCAUGAAAUAUCCCAAAUAACCAGCAGUCACACUAUUUCAACUCUGUGAAUCGUGUAGCCAAAACAAAAAAGAAAUGAAUGAUUUGAACACUGAUGUAAUCAUAGAGUGAAUGUUUGUCGAGUUGAUCACUUUAAGAUA
This is a messenger RNA of Papaver somniferum (opium poppy), 1908 nucleotides long. RefSeq names its product pentatricopeptide repeat-containing protein At1g60770-like. The record is from RefSeq and is a predicted model, not a curated record. The transcript is spliced from 2 exons. Gene Ontology annotation, molecular function: protein binding. Lineage: Eukaryota; Viridiplantae; Streptophyta; Magnoliopsida; Ranunculales; Papaveraceae. The coding region runs from base 115 to 1584 and encodes 489 amino acids. Gene Ontology annotation, cellular component: mitochondrion.